Messenger RNA from Lasiosphaeria miniovina, 387 nucleotides. RefSeq lists its product as uncharacterized. The record is from RefSeq and is a predicted model, not a curated record. NCBI's taxonomy places the organism in Eukaryota, Fungi, Ascomycota, Sordariomycetes, Sordariales, Lasiosphaeriaceae. The coding region runs from base 1 to 387 and encodes 128 amino acids. The transcript has 2 exons.
AUGGCUUCCUCUGCCGCGCGUGUGCUCGUCUGGGACUUAUACUUUGAGCAUCCCCAAGAAGUGGGUCGCCUCAUCGAAACCACGGCCCCGAGCAGUGACCUCUGGACGCCCGCCGUGCUACUCUGUGGACAAGAUGCCGGGUUUGCCUCAGAACAUGCUCAAAAGGCUCUGGGUGAUUUUGUGCACCGGGAUGGUGUUUUCUGCGAUGAUUUCACCUCGGCAGUCAUCUUACAGUCAAGACAAGGCAUAGACAUUACUACCGUCGCUACCCGACUCGCCAAAGGCGGCCGUUUUCAAGGAGUCUACACAAGCGAGCCGGUCCUCACGCAUGAUCCUCUCCCCCAGGGACCCAACUUCAUCCACAGCAAGUCCAUCCAUCAGGCUUAG